This is a messenger RNA of Odocoileus virginianus texanus, 1046 nucleotides long. It is a transcript of the gene DYNLRB1, whose product is annotated as dynein light chain roadblock-type 1. The record is from RefSeq and is a predicted model, not a curated record. Gene Ontology annotation, biological process: microtubule-based movement. Gene Ontology annotation, molecular function: dynein intermediate chain binding. Lineage: Eukaryota; Metazoa; Chordata; Mammalia; Artiodactyla; Cervidae. Gene Ontology annotation, cellular component: cytoplasm; centrosome; cytoplasmic dynein complex.
GGUGGACGGAGGUGGGGAGGCCUGCCCACAAACCCUUGCAUCCUAGCAUCCUAGCAUCCUGGACCUUGUUGCGCGACUGUAACUAUAAUGAUUACAUUUACAGGAAGCUUAAUUCGUAUCUGGCUCUGCUAAACGCCUCCCCAUGCCUACAUAUCUACAAGUAGGUACACCCCAUAACUAUGUAGGUGUACCUACGUAGAUAAGUAGGUGCACCUAUUAUCCCCGUUUUACAUACUUGGAAUCUAAAACCCAGUGAAGCUAAGUGUCUUGCCCCCAGGAAAUGGCGGAGGUGGAUUUGCACCCUAGAAGCUUGAUUGCUGUCUUUGUGUCCCUGUCGUUCUUUCGAGCCGCUGGGACAUGAUGCAUGAGUCAGAAACGAGCGGGAUCCACCCUUGGGGUUCCUGCCCUGCUGGCUGGAACUGUGGGUUCUUUACGACUUUACAGGCAGAGGUGGAGGAGACCCUGAAGCGACUCCAGAGCCAGAAGGGCGUGCAGGGAAUCAUCGUGGUAAACACAGAAGGCAUUCCCAUCAAGAGCACCAUGGACAAUCCCACUACCACACAGUACGCCAACCUCAUGCACAACUUCAUCUUGAAGGCCCGGAGCACCGUGCGUGAAAUUGACCCCCAGAAUGACCUCACCUUCCUUCGAAUUCGCUCCAAGAAAAAUGAAAUUAUGGUUGCACCAGAUAAAGACUAUUUCCUGAUUGUGAUUCAGAAUCCAACUGAAUAAGCCGCUUUCUUGGCUCCCUGCGUCAUUCCUUAAUUUAAUGCCCCUCAAGAAUAAUAGCGUUUAAUCAUGUCCACUGACGGGCACGUGGAAGGCACGUUAGAGCCCUCCCAGACCAGUCCUUGACCCGGGUGGGCUGCAGCCCCUCCCACCCCACCAACGUCAUUCCUGGCCAGCUGCCCCUGAUUUUCCAGGAGGAAAAUCACGUCCAGGUUUUGGAGCAAGAGCUUGUGAGAAGCCCACACCCUGUUUCCUUCUGACUUUGUCGCCCUUGGAAAAGGCUGUUUUUCUUUAACUAAAAAUAACCAGAAUGCUUA